AUGUCGUUCAAGCUCCAAGUCACCCAGCAAGUCCUCUCCAUGUCCGGCAACAUUGUCUCGUGGUACUUGAUCGACAAGACAGGACGCCGCGCCUUAACCCUCCACGGCACAAUCAUCCUCACAGCCAUCCUUUGGGUCAUGGGCGGGCUCGCUGUCGGCGGUACGAAAGGACAACUCCGUGGCGCCAUCGCCAUGAUUCUCCUCUACUCAUUCUUCUACAACGCGUCUAUCGGCGCAACAGCGUACACCUGUCUAACGAAAACAGCGACAUCGCGCCUCCGCGUCAAAACUAUCGCUAUUGGCCUCGCUGCUGCAAAUAGCAUAGGCGUCAUGUGGGCGUUUGUGCUCCCGUACCUCUUUAACCCUGAUAGGGCAAAUCUGGGAGGCAAGCUGGGGUUCAUCUUCGGCGGACUUUGUUUUCCGUCCAUCGCGUUUAUUUGGUGGUAUCAGCCUGAGACGAGAGGGAGGUCGUACGAGGAGCUUGAUGAAAUGUUUGUGAAGAAGGUGCCUGCUAGGAAAUUUGGGGAAUAUCGCACAGAGGCGGAGACACUGGGGCUGGCCCGGGUUGCAGAUGUCAAGGCCGUCUGA
Molecule: messenger RNA, 588 nt
Organism: Aspergillus mulundensis
Lineage: Eukaryota; Fungi; Ascomycota; Eurotiomycetes; Eurotiales; Aspergillaceae
Exons: 1
Coding region: 1-588 (195 amino acids)
Biological process (GO): transmembrane transport; carbohydrate transport
Cellular component (GO): membrane
Molecular function (GO): carbohydrate:proton symporter activity
Source: RefSeq, a predicted model, not a curated record